AUGAAGUUCAUUCUCUGGAAUGUAAGGGGUGCUUGUAGGGAUGAAUUUAUCCCACAUGCACGUCACUUAGUCAAUAUUCACAAAUCGACUGUUUUUGUUUUUCUGGAAACUAAAUCUGAUGAUCUUAGAGCAAGGCAAAUCAUGUUACAACUUGGUUUUCAUGAUUUUAAAGCAAUUGAGGCUAAUGAUAAGAGAGGGGGUAUAUGGCUCCUUUGGAAAAGCACCGUUGAUAUUGCUGAUUAUAAGGAGGAUUUCUCCUUUUUUCAUGUUUUGUUUCACUUUAAAAAUACCAACAAUGAGGCUUUAAUUACUGGCAUGCAUGCUCCUUCCACGCCUAAAGAAAGGCAUGAAAUGUGGAGGGAGAUGCAAUCUGAUCUUCCCCCUCCAGGUACCCCGUGGCUCUUAUUUGGUGACUUAAAUGAGGUUACUUCUCAAAAUGAAAAAUCUGGAGGUCGUAUUUUUAGACAUGCUCAAUGUAAAGAUAUGAAUAAUUUCACUAAUGCUGCAGGACUUUUUGAUUUGGGCUAUAAUGGUAAUCCAUUUACUUGGAGUAACGCUAGAGAAGGAGCUACUCUUAUAAAGCAGCGUCUUGAUCGUGCCUUGGGGCAGCAUGGGUGGAUCAAUUUCCUCACACAAAGGAAUAGAGGAGGGUCUGGUUGUUUUGAGCCUUUUAAUAAGCUCUCGGCUAUUGAUAAUGGCUUGUUAGCUAAUUAUAUUCCUAGUAUGAUUGAGGUUAAAAAUUGUUUGUUUAGUAUGGAGCCAAUGAAAUGUCGGCCUGAUGGUGUUCAACCAAGAUUUUUCCAAGCUCACUGGGAUUCUUUGAGUCAUAUUUUAUACAAGCUAUGUGCUGAUAGUUUUUCUAAUGCUUCUUUUAAUCCGGAGAUCAACAAAUCUUAUAUUUCUCUUAUUCCUAAGGUUGAUAAUCCGGUUAAUUUGACUCAAUUCAGACCAAUAGGGUUAUGUAAUACAGCUUAUAAGUUGAUAACCAAAUUAAUUUCUUUUAAGCUUAGAUCCUUUCUAAAUAAUUUGGUUAGUCCUCUUCAAUCCAGUUUUAUUCAUGGAAGGGGAAUUGAGGAUAAUGUUAUCAUAAUCAAAGAGAUGUCUCAUAUUUUCCAUAAAGCUAGGAUAGGAAAAAACAUAAUGGCUCUCAAACUUGAUCUAACUAAGGCUUAUGACAGUUUGGAGUGGAAUUUUAUUGAAGAAACCUUAAUUGGUUUUAAUUUUCCUAUGAACUUUGUUAAAUUGAUUAUGUUUUGCAUUACCUCUCCUCAAAUCUCAGUGUUAUGGAAUGGAGAGAUUACUUCUGAAUUUACUCCCUCACGGGGUAUUAGGCAAGGAGAUCCAAUGUCAUCUUAUAUUUUUGUGUUGUGCCUAGAAAGACUUUCUCCCAUGAUAGAAAACAAGGUGAAUCAGAAACUUUGGAAGCCGAUUAAGGUAACUAAAUCUAUUUCCUUGUCACAUAUUUUUUAUGCGGAUGAUGUGUUCCUUUUUGGACAAGCUUCUAAAAGCAAUAUAGGAAUAAUUAUGAAGGUUUUGCAGGAUUUUGGGGAUAUUUCUGGUUUAAGGGUCAAUCAAAAUAAAUCAACAGUUAUUUUCCCAAAAAAAAUGAAUUAUAAUAUAAGAAAGGAUUUAAUCACUGAAUUUAAUUUCACUUCUACUUCUUCCUUUGGUAAGUAUUUAGGAGUUGAAAUUCAUCCUAAUAAGUUAAAAAAAGGUGAUUAUUUUGGUUUGCUUGAUAAAACUUUUAAUCAAAUCAAAGGUUGGCAGUCCAACUUGUUAAAUAUGGCGGGAAGGUGUACCUUGGUUAAAUCUGUUCUUUCUUCCUUUCCUGUUUAUUUAAUGCAAACUAGUAUUCUUCCUUUUUCAGUAUGUGAGGAUAUCGAAAGAAACUGUCGGAAAUUUCUUUGGAAUAAGGUUGAUAAAUCUAGAUACUCCACGAGAUUAGGAUGGAAUCAUAUCACUAAGCCUAUGGAAAUAGGAGGAUUAGGGAUUAGAAGAUUAAAAUUGUGGAACAUGGCCUUCAUGGCUAAGUUAGGGUGGAUGAUCCUUACUAAACCUGACAAAUUAUGGGUUAGGAUUUUGAGUGAAAAAUAUUUGAAGAGAGGAGGUCUUUUCGAUUGUCAUGUUAGCCCUAAUCAUUCUCAAAUUUGGAAAGACAUUCUAAAGGGCAGGGAGUUAUUAGCCUCGGGUUUAAGGGUAGGAAUUGGUAAUGGGAGUUCUACUUCAUUAUGGUAUCAUCAUUGGCUAGGUUCCUCAAUUUUAAAAGAUGUGAUGAUUUGUGAUAUUCCUCCUCAUAUGGAUAAUUGGAAAGUGUCUAAUAUAAUCAAGGAUAGAGCUUGGUAUUUGAAUGACAUCCUUCACCUUUUACCUCAGCAUGUUAUCAACAUGAUCAAAGCCACACCUUUGUCGAAAUUUACAGAUUUAGAGGACUUUAUCACUUGGGAUUUAAGCAAGGAUGGUAUUUUUAGUGUUAGAUCAGCUUAUCAUUUUCUUUUGAAAGGAAAGUGCCAAGCUUCUUCUAAUAUUAAUUCUUGGAAAGAAUCUCAUAUUCAUAUCUUUAGGGAUUGCUUCUCUUCCUCAAUUUUGUGGAAUGAUAUUUUUAACAAAGUUUAUCUUCCUAAUAAUUUCAAUUUUGAUAUUUUUAAAAAUUCUUCUUGGGAAAUUUGGAUAAACUAUAAUCUUGGUUUAGAUAAGAAGUGGAAGAUGAAUUUUGUUACAGCUUUGUGGCACCUCUGGUUGCAUAGGAAUAAUACUGAGUGCAAGAGCAGGAAGGGUAAGGAGCAGAUUUCUUCUAAUUCCGAUUGGAAGGCACCUAGAGAAGGAUUUUUCAAGAUAAAUACGGAUGGUGCUUGGCUUAAUUCUGCUGUCUCUUCUGGAGGAGGGGUAAUUAGAAGGUCUGAUGGUUCGUGGUAUGUGGGAUUCUCAUGCAAAUAUGAUGCAAUUUCACCUUUUCUCACUGAGCUCUAUGCUAUGAAUGAUGGCUUAUCUAUUGCAAUGGAUUUGGGGAUCAAAAAGGUGAUUGUUGAAACUGAUGCCAAAGUCCUUCGUGAUAUGCUAAUGACAUCAGGUCCCAAUCCUCAUCACGAGUUAGCCGCAACUAUUUGUGAUGUUGCUGCUGUUCUGUCUAAGUUUGAGGUUGCUGUGGUUACUCAUAUCCCAAGAGAAGGGAAUGAAUUGUCUCAUCGUCUUGAUGUAUUUGGACGAGAGAUGGUUGUUGGCUACAAGACACACUAUCUGGUUCCAGAAUGUGUUUCUGAAUUGUACGAGUCAGAGAAAGCAAAUGUCGCAGAAGCAACAGCUCAUUAG
Molecule: messenger RNA, 3306 nt
Organism: Chenopodium quinoa (quinoa)
Lineage: Eukaryota; Viridiplantae; Streptophyta; Magnoliopsida; Caryophyllales; Amaranthaceae
Exons: 4
Coding region: 1-3306 (1101 amino acids)
Molecular function (GO): nucleic acid binding; RNA-DNA hybrid ribonuclease activity
Source: RefSeq, a predicted model, not a curated record